GACAGCACUGCCCCUGCAGAGGCAGGGACAUGAAAGAGGAGCUGGACUGAUCCCCUGUCCUCGGUGCUGACCCCCAGAAGCAGGGGGAGAAGCAGCUCCCUGCUCCAGAGAUGCGGAGAACAUGGCAGCCCUUUGGGGUCUGGCGGCUGCUGCUCCUGCUGGUAGCGAUCCCACUCACACCGGUGCAGAUGACCCACCCGGAGUGCUCCAUCAUUCUGCAUUUACAGGAACGAGAGGCUGAGUGUCUGGAAACAAUCAGGAGUGAAAACCAAAGCAACGAGUCUCCAGAGCCUUCCAGCUGGAAAGGCUGCCUGAGGGAGUGGGAUGGCGUCAGCUGCUGGCCGGCGGUGUCAGUUGGCCAGUCCCAAGCAGUGACCUGUCAAGAGAUCCUUCAAGUAUUCAAGAAAUCUCAAGUGUUGAUACGCAAGAACUGCACAGAGUCUGGCUGGAGCAGCCCCAGCCCUCCGUACUACGCCUGUGAGCUGGAUGGCAGCAAUAAGGACACAGAAGCCAAGGGGGCCUACUUUGCUACUGUGAAGGUGCUUUAUACCUGCGGCUACUCUGCCUCCCUGGCUGCUCUGCUCCUGGCCAUCGGCAUCUUCUCCUGCUUCAGGAAGCUUCACUGCACCAGGAAUUCCAUCCACAUCCACUUCUUCACCUCCUUCAUAAUGCGGGGAGCUGCCGUGUUCAUCAAAGACUCCGUGCUCUUCGCGGAUGAGUCCAUCAAUCACUGCACCAUGUCAACGGUGAACUGCAAAGCGGCCAUUGCCUUCUUCCAGUACUCAGUGCUGGCCAACUUCUACUGGCUCCUCGUGGAGGGGAUGUACCUGCAAACACUGCUGCUGUUCACCUUCACCUCUGACAAGAGGUAUUUCUGGUGGUACACCCUCAUCGGCUGGGGCGCACCUCUGCUCAUUGUGAGCUUGUGGAUCUUCGCCCGGCUACAAUACGACAACCAUGGGUGUUGGGAUGACUAUGCCAGUCUGUACUGGUGGGUGAUCAAGGCCCCCAUUCUCUUUGCCAUCUUUAUGAACUUCCUCAUAUUCCUGAAUGUGAUCCGAAUGUUAGUGCAGAAGAUUCGAUCCCCUGACGUUGGCAAAAACUACAAGCAGCAGUAUAUGAGACUGGCAAAAUCCACACUGCUUCUCAUCCCCCUCUUUGGGGUUCACUACGUGGUGUUCGCCCUCUUCCCGGAGCAUAUUGGCGUUGAAGCAAGACUCUAUUUCGAACUGGUUCUUGGCUCCUAUCAGGGGUUCCUGGUGGCUCUGCUGUACUGCUUCCUGAAUGGGGAGGUGCAGGCUGAGAUCCGGAGGAACUGGGGUAAAUGGCAGUCGUCCAUGGAGAGCAACGUCUUCAACCUGGUGACCCAAGACUUUACAGCCUGAGAAGGGAAAGGGCUGGUGAUAAACAGCUUCCCAAAGCCUGACCGCUAUUCCGCGCCCCGCAGCAGCAGCCCCAGCGGGGAGAAGGGCAGCACCUUGCAUUCCACUUUGCCACCCAGUUUGUUUCUGCUUCCUUGGCCAAACAUACAGAGGUGGGGACUGAGGGAAAAGACCUUGUAGAUCAACUCUAGCCCCUCCCCAGAGAUUGUUGCAGGGUCGUACUCUGCAUUCUAUUCUUCAGGACUUGUCCAGCUUUGUGUUCAAUGUCCCAAGAAACAGACCUUCCUUCCCUUCCCUUGGGGAAAUGACCCCACAGGCAAAGAUUUUGCACUUGGAAAAGUUUCCAGAGAUUCAGGCUGUAUUCUCCAUUCAUUGCCUUCCUCCUAGUUAUAAGCCAUGCACUGCUCUAACUCACUCCUCUCCCCCCCUGCCAUGGGCACCCACCCUGCUCUCAGCUGUUGUGACUCACGUCCCCCCCCCACAUCCAAUCCACCAGUCUCCUUAGCAGGUGGGUUGCCCUUCUUGUAAAUACUUAGGGGUUUUCUCCAUCUUUCUGGUCCUGAGCUGCAUGGGAUACAGCGUCACCUGGCACAGCCUGCCCAGGGCCAGAUGUUGGCAUCGCCUGGCAUGGCCUGCCCAGGCCAUAUAGAGAAGGCAAUUGUAUUCCUGCACCGUGAUGUGCUACCUGCCCUGAAGGCCUCUCUUUUGCUGCCAUCGUGUGUUUGUUCUUUACACUCGCUCCCAGGGCAUUUCAGCCUGGUUACCUGGCAGGUUUUUCUCCUCCCCCCAAGACGCUUUUUCUCGCGUGGCUUUGCAUGUUUCCAAGCUGAAUCUUAUUUUCUGUGAUUCCUGUUCCUCUCCCUGGUGCUCACAGCUCCUCCUGGCCUAGUGCCAUCUGCAGAGUUCGUCAGCAUGUGGCUUUCUCCCACUGCCCAGCUCAGUAAUGAAGAUGUUGGAUGAGGCCAGUCCUUGCACAACACACAUUCCCAGCUCCGUGCCUUGCUGUUUACCCCUGGCCAACACUUCAUUUGAUACUUCCCCCUUUGGCUUUGGUUCUUUUAGCCCUGUCCCCGCGCACAGGACAGGAUACCCACACCCAGCAGUUGGAAUCAGAGUGGACAGGGUUCGCUCCUGUGUGAGAAGCCAGCAUUAGGGCGAGGUCCUGCUUCAGUCCCACUUUUUUAGGCUUUUAAUGAUGUCUUGGCUUCAUACAGGCCCUGUGCACGGGGUGAAUUUCACAUUAUAGCAGGAUUUGGUGAGAUACUGACCUGGGCUCUCCCCACCUCAGAAAAUCUGACCCUGUGUCAAGCCAUCAUCAUCACCAGUCUUCCUACACCACUGGGGUGUAGGUAGCCUUUAUUUUUAUUUAAAGGUAACUUUAGAGCUGUUCUAUUACACCAUCGAGGGCUUGGCUCUGGCGGCUACAGUUCAACAGACUAACAAAUUAGAGACUAAUUUGGGCUACUAAGGGGCCUCUAAGGGGCCACAAGGACUCCUUGUUGUUUUUACAGUUCAGCAGAGCUCUUUCUGCCUGUUUUAGCUCUAGAGCUCAUAGGAACACAUGAAGCCAUAAGCAAGUAACAGACAAUCACAAGAAGAAGGUCUAUUAUCUUGUAUCCAUUUUAUUAACGUUACCAACACAGUUAUGACUAUCACAGCAUAUACAAUGCCUAGAUCUAUCCAGGCACCAGUUCUAACUGCAGCCAGACUCGCAUCCUCCUAGACAGCAUUAGGGUCAGGUGGGUCUCUCAUGGAUUGAUCAUCAGUACAGGGAUGCUUCCUGCUGGAGUUUGCCCAUAGGAAGCUCAAUUUUCCUGCUCUGAGCACCCCCUUUUUAUAAUAUGAUUCUCCCUAUACUUACAUUCUGCACAUGUACAUGCAAGUGUCACCCCUCUUUUUCCUUAUUGGUCUGAUGUUCUCUAGAAACAGACGGGACCACAAUUUCUAUAGGUCAUGUAGGUUCUCUUUAUUCUCAUUGGCAUUGACGCACAACCUGUAUCCCAUGGUGCAGACACAUGUGGGCCUCUACCACAUUUUUAUGAUUUAAAAUUAAUCUUCCAGCUAAUUUUUUGCAAUGUUACCCCUUGGUGCCUCUUUUCCCAUCAUCUCAGUGCAUCGGGUUAUU
Molecule: messenger RNA, 3507 nt
Organism: Chelonia mydas (Green sea turtle)
Lineage: Eukaryota; Metazoa; Chordata; Testudines; Cheloniidae
Product: vasoactive intestinal polypeptide receptor 1
Exons: 13
Coding region: 111-1385 (424 amino acids)
Biological process (GO): adenylate cyclase-modulating G protein-coupled receptor signaling pathway; cell surface receptor signaling pathway
Cellular component (GO): plasma membrane
Molecular function (GO): peptide hormone binding; G protein-coupled peptide receptor activity
Source: RefSeq, a predicted model, not a curated record